This is a messenger RNA of Pelecanus crispus (Dalmatian pelican), 1410 nucleotides long. NCBI's taxonomy places the organism in Eukaryota, Metazoa, Chordata, Aves, Pelecaniformes, Pelecanidae. The record is from RefSeq and is a predicted model, not a curated record.
AUGGAUUCUGAAUCAAAGAACAGUUUCAUAGGAAGCUUUCUUCAGCCACCAGAUAAGAUGCUUCCUGCAGCCUUUGCUUAUAUAGAAUCAAAGAAGUUGGCAGCUGUUUGUCGUGACAGGCCUUCUAUCCCCAAUAACCAAGCUGUGGUGGCAGCCCUGAAAACUCUUCAAGAAAAGAUCCGCCGUCUAGAGUUGGAGAAGUCACAGGCUGAAGAUAAUCUGUGCAGCCUCUCCAUAGCAGCUGCUCAGUAUAAGAAGGCCUUAGAGCAUGAAUCCUACAAAAAGGGCACAGCACAUCAAGAACUGAUGCAACAGAGGAAAGAUAUAAGUGUGCAGUUAAAUGCAGCACAAUCCCGCUGCUCCCUGCUGGAGAAACAGCUGGAUUACAUGAGGGAAAUGGUUUCCAGUGCAGAACUGGAAAAGAAAAUGGUUUUAGAACAACAGAAGGAGGAAGAUCAGAACCGGUUGGAACUGCAUGCAAAACUUGAAAAGCUUGAAAUGCUAGAAAAAGAGUGUCUUAAACUUACUGCUACGCAGAGAAUUGCAGAAGACAAGAUCAAACACUUAGAAGAAAAGCUGUGUAAAGAAGAGCAUCAGCGUAAGCUAACACAAGACAAAACUGCUCAGCUUCAAAGAGGAUUUGAGAUAAACAGAAUUUUGAUGUCUUCAGCAACAUCUCCAAAUGAACCUAAAAAGGAAAAUGGGAAGAAGAAAAAACCUAAGAAGAGAAAUCCUACAAUGAAGAAAAUGCAUCUUUCACAAUUACAUGUAAAGGCUGGUGAACUACCUUUCGUGGCUGGGAAGUCUGUCGGUUCCAGCCAUUCUGUUAGCGCAAACGUACAAAGUGUGUUGCAUAUUAUGAAGCAUCGCAAUCCACAUAUCUCAUCACGAAUCCAAGGAGGAGCUACAUCUGGGAUUUCAGGACGCAGCGCACUUUCAAAAUCUGUAUCCUCUUGCUCCACAUCACCUGCUGCCUCCAGAAGUCUUUCGGACCUUCUGUUGGCCAUACAAGAUGAACUGGGCCAAAUGAGCUUUGAGCAUCAAGAACUUCUGAAGCAGAUACAGGAGACUCAAGACUCCAAAGUUCGUGAAGACCUAGAACGGGAGCUGGAUUGCCUUGUAAAACAAAUGGAGAUUAAAGGAGAACAAAUAUCCAAGCUGAAAAAGCAUCAGGCUACUGUGCAGAAGUUAAAGAGAAAAACUCAGAAACUGAAGCAAGGGGCAGCUCAUGUCAAACUAAAGUGUGGCGACCAAAAGGAAGCAAAGGAGUUUGCAGUCACUGUAAGGGAAAAUAUGUCUAAAUCUUGUCCUGGGCAGAAAAGCAGAAGCUCUCUUCAGCUGCUAAAAAAUGUGCGGAAACUUCAGUCAACACUGAAAAAAGAUGAUAUCAUGUGGGAACAACAGUUCUGA